Molecule: messenger RNA, 1520 nt
Organism: Betta splendens (Siamese fighting fish)
Lineage: Eukaryota; Metazoa; Chordata; Actinopteri; Anabantiformes; Osphronemidae
Gene: rab20
Product: RAB20, member RAS oncogene family
Exons: 2
Coding region: 188-970 (260 amino acids)
Biological process (GO): intracellular protein transport
Cellular component (GO): endomembrane system
Molecular function (GO): GTPase activity; GTP binding
Source: RefSeq, a predicted model, not a curated record
UGAAUCAGCAACAGAGAAAGCGCAAAGCACCGGACGGGAAGGUUGUCACAAAUUAACUGACGUCCAUGAGAUGACGGUUGUUGUUCUCUAGCCCGAAACCGUCUUUACGCACGAGACUGCCAUUCCCUUUUUUUACGAUUAACGGGGAGUGAAAGUCCCCUGUAACGGGUCCGGAUUCAGCAGCAUCAUGCCAGAGGUGUCGAAGAUGAAGAAGCCCGACGUGAAGGUGGUCCUCCUGGGGGACAUGAACGUGGGGAAGACGUCGCUGCUCCACAGGUACACGGAGAGGAAGUUCAGGGACACCAUCAGCACCGUCGGAGGGGCGUUUUUCCUCAAGCAGUGGGGACCGUACAACAUUUCCAUUUGGGACACAGCUGGUCGUGAACAGUUCCACGGCUUGGGCUCCAUGUACUGUCGAGGUGCCGCCGCUGUCAUCCUCACGUAUGACGUCACUAACUGGCAGAGCCUAGCUGAGCUGGAGGAGCGCUUCCUGUCCCUGACUGAUACUGCCAAUCAUGACUGCAUCUACGCUGUGGUGGGCAACAAGGCUGACCUCAUAGACCCUAAAGCCCAGAUGUUCCAGGACUCGGGUGGCGAGCCAGAGGACAGAACCGAGCUUGAAAAGGAUCGGACAGAACCGCAAGUAUUGUCCUCCUGUCCGACACCCCCAGCCUCCCCUGCAUCCCCGUCUGGGAUGAUCCUACACAAACCAGUUACACAUGAAGAUGCAGUGGCUCUUUAUGGAAGAAUACUACGCUACAAGGGCCUGGAGGAAAAGAGCAGUCUGCCUGCAGAGAAGAUGUGCUUUGAGACCAGUGCCAAGACCGGUUAUAACGUGGACACCUUGUUUGAGACAUUAUUUGAUUUGGUGCUUCCCUCCAUUCUGAGAAAGAGGAAUGAGAACCAGGCAUCUCCUACUGUUGACCUAGAGGAAUGCAGGGGUAAGCGGGCCAGAACCUCCUGCUGUUAGGAUCCAUCAAAAAGCAGUGGACAAGCUCAAACCAGUUCCUUAGAGUCUUGAUUUUUAGCAAUGGACAAUCAGCAGGUGGAUCCAGCCACCAAACACAUACUGUGAUGGUUCUACUACAUACGCCUGAAUGAGACCCCAGAGCAAUAAUGACCUCAGAGAAAUACACAAAUAAAGAUUACUGAUGCUGUGAAGUUGGUCUGAAAGAAGAAACCAGAGUUCAGUGUCCAGGAACACUUUUGGUUAAAGAGGGAAAGUGAAAGCCAGCAAAUGCACUUGUAUCCCAAAGAUGUUUGUACACUUAAGAAGUCAGUCACUGCCAUGUGUUUGUUUUUGUUGUUUUCUCACAUUUAACAUCACUAAUUGUUAAUUGCUUGGCACAUUUUAAGGCUUCCCUAAAUCACUCUUCUUCUUUUUUUUAUUUUAAUGUUUUGUUACUUGUCUCCACACACAUUUAGUUGCACUUUUGGAAGCAGUCAGUGGUUGUAAAUAGUAAAAAAACCCCUGUUGAAUUUUUUAAGUGCAAUGUCAUAAUAAAGAUUUUUAUUUUGCA